AAUCAGCGGCGGCGUUGUCUUGGCGGCUCCACGUCGGCACCAGCUGCGGGGCAAGAUGGAGGCGCUGAUUUUGGAACCCUCCCUGUAUACUGUCAAAGCCAUCCUGAUUCUGGACAAUGAUGGAGAUCGACUUUUUGCCAAGUACUAUGACGACACCUACCCCAGUGUCAAGGAGCAAAAGGCCUUUGAGAAGAACAUUUUCAACAAGACCCAUCGGACUGACAGUGAGAUCGCCCUCCUGGAAGGCCUGACGGUGGUAUACAAAAGCAGUAUCGAUCUCUAUUUCUAUGUGAUCGGCAGCUCCUAUGAAAACGAGCUGAUGCUCAUGGCUGUUCUGAACUGCCUCUUCGACUCAUUGAGCCAGAUGCUGAGGAAAAACGUAGAAAAGCGAGCUCUGCUGGAGAACAUGGAGGGGCUCUUCUUGGCUGUGGAUGAAAUCGUAGAUGGAGGGGUGAUCCUGGAGAGCGAUCCCCAGCAAGUGGUACACCGGGUAGCGUUAAGGGGAGAAGACGUUCCCCUGACGGAGCAGACCGUGUCUCAGGUGCUGCAGUCAGCCAAGGAACAGAUCAAGUGGUCACUCCUCCGGUGAAGACCCCACUAUGCCUGGCUCCUCACUCCCUCAAAAAAUCCACAUGUCUGCUGUGACUUCUCAUCCAGUCCCCCAACUGACACUCUCAGGGUCAUCUCGGGGAUCACAGGGAUCCUUAACUCUCCAUCCUGUCUGUGGUUGCCCCCCAAACCCGUAUACGCUUCUUGUUCCUUCUCGGUCUUUUCUGCGGUUCUGGGAGUAAAGCUCUCAGCAGGUUUGGACACAGGGCUGGGAAGGCACCCUCUUCCUUUCUCCGCUGGAUUAUGCUCCCAUGCUCUCCUAUCCCCCAUAUUUUCUCCUCAAUUUCUGUACCCUUCAGAUCAAAGCAGGAGAAAGAAUGUGCUGAGCGUUUUCCUCCCUUUUCCUUUACGCGGCCUUCGUCUCAGCAGCCCAUAUGUCCAACGAGGGGAGGGAGAGAGAAUUCUUUUCCAUAGAAUGAGUGGGGGUGGGGAGAGGCACAUCGGGUCCCUCUUACUGCCCAGUCCUCCAGCCUUGGAAGAAAGAUUGGGAACAGCUCACAGGCAAAAGACAGAGGGGAAGAAGCGGUGAUUUAAGUUUUAUUGGAGAGGGCUUAUAAAAUUGUUUUUCAGACACAGCUGCAUUUUUUUACCCUGAUCCUGGCUUAUAGCUUCAAACUGCUGUGGUUUGUGAGUGCUCCUUGUGGGAGUGUCCAUCUCUUGGUCCGAAUAGCUUAACUCACUACCUUCACCACCCGUGGGAUUUUUGCCUGGCUCGUUCUCUCUGUGCCCUGGAGCAAGGCCAGUCCCUGAAUCAAAACUCCAUUCUGGUCUUGGGAAGAAGAGUAUCUGCUCAGAACUGGGGGACAGAGUGGAAUUUAUGACUUGGGCCUCUGGGUUCUCUCAGUCCCCUUCUCCCCCUCACAAUGCAAUUCCCUCCGUCUGUCUUGGGGCUGCGAUCUCUGCCGCUUAACCCUGUCCUCUCUCUGCCUCAGUCUUACAUCCAGGCAGUAGGUCUGGGCGCUUCCCCAGCCUUGGUCGCUGAGAGAGGUACCUUUCCUUAGAAAACCUUUGGGAUUUGGAUUUUCCCAGGAAGAUGGAGGAUGGAACACCACUGUUGGGUCUCAAAACUUCCCACAAAAAUGUCUCAAAAAACCUUCCUGAGACUUAGCAUUCUGCCCCACCCACUCACUGCCAGUUCUCCAAGACUGAAGUGGGGGCAGAUAACUGGGCAUCCUUGAGGGGGGCGUUUUUGUGUAAGAGAUGUAUGGAGUCAGGAUGAUGGCCACCUUCAGGUACUGCUCUGUGCAAAAAGGAAUAAAACAUUUUUUUUUUCCAAA
Molecule: messenger RNA, 1886 nt
Organism: Phacochoerus africanus (Common warthog)
Lineage: Eukaryota; Metazoa; Chordata; Mammalia; Artiodactyla; Suidae
Gene: COPZ1
Product: COPI coat complex subunit zeta 1
Exons: 9
Coding region: 56-589 (177 amino acids)
Biological process (GO): retrograde vesicle-mediated transport, Golgi to endoplasmic reticulum; intracellular protein transport; intra-Golgi vesicle-mediated transport
Cellular component (GO): COPI vesicle coat
Source: RefSeq, a predicted model, not a curated record